Messenger RNA from Lontra canadensis (Northern American river otter), 1407 nucleotides. It is a transcript of the gene SHISA4, whose product is annotated as shisa family member 4. Bases 362 to 955 code for a protein of 197 amino acids. The record is from RefSeq and is a predicted model, not a curated record. The transcript has 5 exons. Lineage: Eukaryota; Metazoa; Chordata; Mammalia; Carnivora; Mustelidae.
GGCACGGCCAGGCCUCCCUGGCUGCAGAGUCCAGCGGCCCCGCUGUGGCCUCCGUGGCUCGGGCAGCAGGAGCCACGGUGGAGCCGGGGGCGGGGUGCAGGGUAGCACCGGGCUGGGAGAGGGGCGCCCAGCUCCCGAGCCCCGGGCUGGGUGGGCGUCGCCGGUGGGUGGCCCCCUGGGCCGGGCGCGGAACGUGGGGGGCAGGGUUACCGCGGCCCGGGCCUUAGUCCCGCCCUCGCAGGAGGCGGGAGAGGAAACCGAGCCUGGCGGCGGGCUGGGCCCCGCAGCAGCUCCCGCCGGCCGGCUUCGUCCUGCGCUCCACGCUCCCGGCGGCCGAGCUCGGCCGCGCCCAAGCCCCGCCAUGCGGCCCCCGGGGCUCUGCGGGGCCGCGCCGCUGGCCGCGGCCGCCCUCCUGGUGCUGGGGGCUCCCCUGGCGCUGGCCGGCGAGGACUGCCUGUGGUACCUGGACCGGAAUGGCUCCUGGCAUCCAGGCUUUAACUGCGAGUUCUUCACCUUCUGCUGCGGGACCUGCUAUCAGCGGUACUGCUGCAGAGACCUGACCUUGCUUAUCACCGAGAGGCAGCAGAAGCACUGCCUGGCCUUCAGUCCCAAGACCAUAGCAGGCAUCGCCUCGGCUGUGAUCCUCUUUGUGGCUGUGGUGGCCACCACCAUCUGCUGCUUCCUCUGUUCCUGCUGCUACCUGUACCGCCGGCGCCAGCAUCUGCAGAGCCCAUUUGAAGGCCAGGAGAUUCCAAUGACAGGCAUCCCAGUGCAGCCAGUGUACCCAUACCCCCAGGACCCCAAAGCUGGCCCCGCACCCCCACAGCCUGGCUACAUGUACCCUCCUAGUGGUCCUGCUCCCCAGUAUCCACUCUACCCGGCUGGGCCCCCUAUCUACAACCCUGCAGCUCCUCCCCCCUAUAUGCCACCACAGCCGUCCUACCCAGGAGCCUGAGGAACCAGCUGUGUCUCUGCUGCCCCUUCAGUGAUGCCCUUCUCCUGUAUCUGCAUCUGGCCCUGGGGGUGGGCGAGGGUCCUCGACUCCUCAGGCCCAAGACCAAGCCAAGCCCUGGGUCUUGCUGGUGAUGGAGCCCCAGGGAAGUAGACCAGGAGCUGAGCUGGAACUUGGCUGUGAAUGAGGGGUGGGUGGGGAGGGCUUGGGAUCACUGGACUAUUUUUACCUGGGACAAGAGAAGGACAUGAAAGCCUGGGUCAAGACCCCUGCUUUCUCAGAGUCCGUCAACUUCCAAGAUCCCAGCCAGGAACGCUGGGGCCCUCCCUGUUUGCUCACUGUGGGCCGGGGCAGAGCAGGGAAAGGGCUCCAUCAGCAGUGGGCGGAAGCCCUGCUCCCGGCUGCCCCACUGGCCACAGGGCUCCGACUGCUGGAUUAAAGCUGUAAAGCUGUAA